CAGCAGCUAACCAAGCUAAAGCUAGGCUAACAAGCUGCUACAGACUGACAUGUAGGUUAGUCAACUCUGCACUCAGUCUCAAUGAAGGCGCUUCCAGAGUGAUUGGGACAUGGAGUUAAGAAAUAUCAAGGACCAGUCUCCAUUGGUCCAGGCUAUAUUCAGCCGAAACGCUGAAGAAGUGACAUUUUUGUUGAACCAUAAUGAAGAUGUCAAUUCACUGGACCAAGAACAAAGCACACCACUCCAUGCAGCUGCUUAUUUGGGUGAUGUCCAGAUAAUGGACCUACUUAUUGCGUCAGGUGCUAAUGUCAACGCUAAGGACCAGGGUUCGCUGACUCCUUUACAUCGAGCAGCUGCCUCACAAAAUGAAAGAGCUGUGGAGCUGCUGCUAAAGCACAGAGCAGAGGUCAACACACGGGACAAGUUCUGGCAUACACCUUUACACAUGGCAGCUGCGAAGUGGGCUACAGGCUGCGCUUUAGCUCUGAUACCACAUGUGUGUAGCCUGGAUGUUGCUGACAGGUCUGGAAGGACACCACUGCAUCAUGCUGCGCACAGCGGACAUGGAGAGAUGGUGAACUUGUUCCUGAGCAAAGCUGCCAACGUGAGUGCCAAAGAUAAGAAGGAAAGGCAGGCGAUCCACUGGGCUGCAUAUCUUGGACAUGUGGAGGUCGUGAAGCUGCUGGUGUCUCAUGGUGCUGACUUGAUGUGCAAAGACAAACAAGGUUACACUCCACUCCAUGCUGCAGCUGCCAGUGGACAAUUAGACAUGGUCAAAUACCUGUUGAGACUGGCGGUGGAGACUGAUGAACCCAAUGCUUUUGGGAACACAGCGCUCCACAUGGCUUGUCACAUGGGUCAGGACACUGUGGCCACUGAGCUGGUGAACUGUGGUGCCAACAUCAAUCAGCCCAACCACCACGGCAGCACACCACUGCACCUGGCCGCAGCCUCCUCCAGCGGGGUGCUAUGUCUCGAGCUGCUAAUUAACAAUGGUGCUGAUGUCAACAUGCAGAAUAAAGAAGGAAAGAGCCCUUUGCACAUGGCUGCUAUGCACGGCCGCUUCACAGGUUCCCAGGUUCUGAUCCAAAACGGUGGAGAGAUUGACUGUGUUGAUAUGUAUGGAAACACUCCUCUUCAUGUUGCUGCCAGAUAUGGUCAAGAGUUGCUGAUCAGCACUCUGCUGACAAAUGGUGCUGACAAGACCAGACAGGGGAUUCAUGGGAUGCUUCCACUACAUUUGACAACACUCUAUGGAUUUCCAGACUGUUGUCGAAAGUUACUGUCUAAUGGCCAGUUUUAUAUCAUGCCGUCUCAAACAUCAUCCGUUGUGUCUGAUAUAAACGUCCAAGAUGACCACGGGAGGACCUGCCUGCAUGCAGCUGCCUCUGGAGGCGACAUUGAGUGUCUCAACUUACUGUUGAAUAGUGCUGCUGAACUGGAUGUAAAAGAUCAUUUGGGAAGGUCUCCAUUGCACUAUGCUGCAGCUAAUGGGAACAGCCAAUGCACAAUCUCCCUGGUGAGAGCCGGCGCUGAGGUCAAUGAGCUGGAUCUGAUAGGCUGCAGCCCGCUGCACUACGCUGCUGCUUCACACACGUUUUGUAGGGGGGAGGCAAACUCUAAGCCUGACUACAAUGAGGAAAAGGAACAAGAAGCCUCUCUGUGUUUAGACUACUUGCUUGACAAUGGAGCGAACCCAACUCUGAAGAACAGUAAGGGUUACAGUGCCGUCCACUAUGCAGCAGCUUAUGGGAACAAACAGCACCUUGAACUGCUCCUGGAGAUUUCAUUCAACUGUCUAGAAGAGGUUGAAAGUAAUAUUCCUGUCAGUCCUUUGCACUUAGCUGCGUAUUAUGGUCACUGUGAGGCACUGCGUUUGCUGUCUGAGACAUUAGUGAGUCUGGAUGUGCGGGACAUUGACGGCAGAACUGCCCUCCACCUGGCUGCUCAGAGAGGUUUUGCUCCAUGUGUGGAAGUGCUGCUGAAACAUGAAGCCUCCUACACACUGAAGGACCACAAGCGCAAGUGGACGGCUCUCCAUGCUGCAGCUGCCGAAGGCCAAAUGGACUGUUUGCUUUUAUUGGUCAACAGGGAACAAAGUGCUGACAUCAUCGACAGUCCAGAUACCCAGGGCCUGACGGCUCUCAUGCUUGCAGCACUGGGAUGUCACACUGACUGUGUUCACAUCUUGUUGGAAAAAGGAGCGAAAGCUGACGCUGCAGACAAAAAGGGCUUCACUGCAUUACACAGAGCUGCCAUGCUGGGCAGUGAGGACUGUGUAUCUGCUCUGCUGGAACAUGGGGCCUCCGCUCUGUGUCGAGACUCUCAGGGAAGGACCCCGCUGCAUCUCACAGCGUCUCUUGGCCACACAGAGAUACUCCGAACUUUGCUAAAAGCUGCCAUGAAAGCUGACCCUCUGGACUCCAUAUUGGACUACAUAGGCUACACGCCCACCCACUGGGCUGCAUACCACGGGCAUGAGGGAUGUUUACGCAUUUUACUUGAACACAAGCUUUUUAGCAACCAAGAAGGAAAUCUUUUUACCCCAUUGCACUGUGCUCUAGUUAAUGGACAUGAUGUUGCUGCUGGGCUUUUAGUGAAGACUGUUGGCCCUCAAAUUAUUAACGUCAGUGAUGCCAAAGGAAGGACUCCGCUGCAUGCGGCUGCUCAUUCAGGAAAUGUUGCUGGGCUCCAGCUGGUUCUGGCCCAGGGAGCAGAAGUCAAUGCUGUGGACCAGUGUGGAUGCUCCGCUCUGAUGGUUGCUGCUGACUGUGGACAGACGAUGGCUGUUGAGUUCUUGCUGCACAAAGCGAAGCCAGACCUGACCCUGGUGGAUGUCAAUAGUAACACUGCCCUUCACUUAGCCUGCAGCAAGGGUCAUGAGAUGUGUGCCCUGUUGAUCCUGGGAGAGAUCAACGACUCCUCCCUCAUUAAUGCAACAAACAGCGCUCUCCAAAUGCCCCUUCACAUCGCAGCAAGGAAAGGCCUGGCCACUGUAGUGCAGGUGUUGCUGAGCAGAGGAGCAGCAGUCAUGGCUGUAGAUGAGGAAGGCCACACGCCGGCUUUGGCCUGUGCCCCAAACAAGAACGUAGCAGACUGUUUGGCCAUGAUCCUCUCCACCAUGAAGCCUUUCCCUCCCAGAGAGGCCAGUGCAGGUACUGCCUCCCACUUCACCCCCAUCCUGAAGAACUGUGGCAUCGCUGCCAGUUGUGGGUCCAGUGGAAACCUGUGUCAUGCUUAAGUGAGGGUCGCACAAGCUCUGCUGGCCUGCCCUGGUGUUUAUGGAGUGAAAUUUCAUCACGGUGUAGCCCAAAGUGUCUCGUGUGUUAUAUGCAGCUGCAUGUACACUAUGUGCUCAUGCACCAGCAGCAUUGAUUGCUUCUUGAAAAUCUAGUCUUACGCAUCCCUAAUAUUAGCUUCUUCUCUGUCACAGAAGUUGAGUUUAGCACAUUAAUGUUAUUUUAAUGAAGUACUAACCAUUGGAAAUGAAGCCUCUCCACUUGAACCCCAUCCGCCGUCACUGUUUCUCAGCUCCUUAACCACCAAAGCCCGAAACCUUCAUGCUCGUCCUCAGCUGAUACAAAUGCAAGAAUACAUGUGUGAUUGUGUGUUUAAUUUACGUGUGUGUAUGUGUAUGUGUGUGUGUGUGUGUCUGCUUUUAGACAUUGCUUCUUAAUAUACUUGUUUUAGAAUAUGUAACGGGUGCUGCACACCUUUUAUGCAAUUAAUAAUACUCUAUUUUCUUAUCCUGUCCAGAGUGUAGCAGACACUACAUUGAUAUAAAUAACCUUAUUCUAAUAUUAACACAAAUUAUGUAAGUUAAAUUUCACUUUAGUAAAGUCAAGAGCAUGUGUAAAGUAGCAAUUAUGUAGUUUACACAGUCUAGUGUAUAUAUAGUUCUUAAAAUGAAGUUAACCUUUUACUUGUUUGAAAUGAUUGAGGCUUAACCUCAGGCCAGUGUGUACUGUACUGUGGGUGCAAUAAAAAGCACAUUUUGAGCUGGAUGUUACAUAACAAAUGUCAAGUAUGACACAAGUUUCAUAUUUCAGUUAAAUAAGACAGAGAAUAAAGCACGCACAUGAAAGGUCAGAGAAACACAUCAACUGUGUGUUAAUGCAACAGUUUAAAUGCACAGGAAAAAAAAUCUCUCAGGCCCCUGAGGAAAUGUGACAUUCACUACACCUGCAACUAAAGAUUCAUUUCAUUUUUGAUUAAUUGGGUGUGUUUUUGUUGUCGUUUUUUUCCAUUAAUGGUUAAGUGGUCAUUGCAAGUUUCAAAAGCCCACCUUGAAGUUGCUUUUCUUUUUUCUGAUCAGCAGCCUGAAACCCAAAGAUAUUUAAUUUACACCAAAUUCCUCACAUUUAAGAGGCAUUUUUUAUGAAUUAGUGUAAAAUGUUAGCUAGUUGUAAAACGGUCUGUUCAUUUUCAGUUGAUCGACUAAUCAAUUGAUUGUUUCAGCACUACAUUUCACAAUUGUUGUCACUAUAAUGUUGCUGGUGUGCAGUGAACUGCUCACAUGUCAUGAUGUCUCUGAAACACUAGAAACUGAAUGGAUUGUUUCUAAAAUGUGAUUCUCUGUUUCCUGGUUCAGUGGAGAAUUCACCACGUUUCCUUCGUUAUCAUGCAGCAUUUAUUGACAUUCAAUAAAUAAAUCUGUGUCUAGUAAAUAUUUAACAUUUAGAAAAGAAGGGAGCAACCACAGAGUGAAGUUUUUAUUGUGAUCAUUUAUUUUCACUUGUGAAGUAAAUUAUCACAAUACUCCUGCACUGGUACAACGUCACUGCCUCGCUCUCUUUAAUGAUCAGGUUUUUAUAAAUGGGGAUGUGCGUGAAAUGUUUAUCUUUUUAGAAUUUGAAAGCGGUAUCGAAGCACAUACUUUAUAUUUCCCCUUCUACUAAUUGACUUUCUUUACAAUGGACCUAUGCUGACGAUUUGCACUCUUACAUGAAAGUUUGGUUAUCUGUCUAAGUGUAUGCAAGAUUACAUUUAAAAGUGCAUUUUUCAAUAACGGCAGAAACCGGUUCAGUUUGACCAUGUCAUUUCAUUUCAUCUGGAUGAAAUUAGUGAGAAAAAGGCAAUUUUCUAAACACAAGUUGCAGUGAAAUGUUUUGAAUAAUGUUUGUCUUUGGGAAUUGCUCUGUUACAUGUGAACAAACAGUGUUUCUUCUGAACAUCUUACCAGGACUUCAGGGUGUAACUCCUAACUUGAAUACUCUGGUUGCUUUAGUUGUGAAUGGCAUUCAUAUGAGAUAAAAUAAAUACAUCACACUAUCGGAAGAGUUUUUGCAGUUUUUUCUUUCCAUUUCCUAAUUGAGUCCCAUGAUAACAGUCCUUGGUGCCCUCGUUGUCAGCCCUAGUGCACCCCACUUUCAUGCUUACUUUUUGCCAUAGUGUCACACCAGAGGGCCCCAAAUGCCCCUCCAACAAGCUCACAGGCCUCUGUGGUGCCAUAUUAGGGCAAAAUAAGCUCUCCUCUGGUAUGAUAGAUCCAUUUUAUUUGUCAUAGAGUUUGUGCACACUGUUGAAAUCAAGCUUCACAGCACUGACAUCUGAACAAGUCUGUCCUAAAUUUGUCGUAAAACAAAUUAGUGAAUUCCCUUGAAAGAAAAAUGGUCUCCUGCCAUUCAUAUUAAUUAUUGCUGUGUAUGUGAUACUGACGGAUCUCACUAGUGGAGUCCUCUUUGAUGAUUUUGCCCCAAAACAACUGAGUUGCUGAAUAGA
Messenger RNA from Chelmon rostratus (copperband butterflyfish), 5721 nucleotides. Its product is annotated as serine/threonine-protein phosphatase 6 regulatory ankyrin repeat subunit C-like. The transcript has 28 exons. Bases 110 to 3241 code for a protein of 1043 amino acids. Gene Ontology annotation, molecular function: protein binding. NCBI's taxonomy places the organism in Eukaryota, Metazoa, Chordata, Actinopteri, Chaetodontiformes, Chaetodontidae. The record is from RefSeq and is a predicted model, not a curated record. Gene Ontology annotation, cellular component: cytoplasm.